AAGGUGAAUACGCAAUAAGAUUUUGUGUGUGUUUUAUGUGUGUCACUUCAUCAAUCGUCCGUGAGACACAACAUGUUUUGUACUUAGUUCCUCCCGGAAGUGCGCUUCACUUUAAAUGCUUUUACCCGGUGAUUUUCUUUUCAGUGAAGCUGACACGGUCCUGAGAGAGCGCCACCUGCUGGAGAGAAAUGAGUCAGACCUCGAGAUCAGACGGGGAUGAUGCGGUUGUGCUGGGAGAGCAGCUCUGUGACCUGUGGAGCAAGAAGGAGCUGGCGGAGCUGAGACUUCAGGCCGUGUCCGGGUUCUCCCGGUUCUCCGAGCCCCUGGCCGGGCUCCUGACGCUGCUCGAGGGCUGCCCCGGGGUCCAGAAGAAUAGAUCCCCAACGCUGGGCCAGUUCCUCCUCACUGAGUUUGUGCGCUGGAGACGCGGCCAGGCUCGGGUCAGCAUGAAGGAGCAGGAGGACGAGGAGCAGAAGAGGAACCUGCAGCUCCGGGCUUUAGAGCUCAUCACAUGCUCGCAGCCAGGAUGCAUGGACCUCCUGCUGGAGAUCUACGAGCUGAAGAACCUGGAGAAGAACCUGCUUCUGGACCAUGUGGCCUUCCUGCAGAGUAUGCGCUGUUUCAGAGAGGCGGCGUCGCUCGGUAUGAAGUUAGGACUACAGGACGACCUCGACAUGGAACAAGUGUGUGUUCCUCUGAUCCUGAUGGACAAGCUGGCCCUGGCCGAGGCCUACGUUCAGGAUCGCCCCGACCUGCAGGAGCGUCUGAUCCGUCUCCUGGACUCGUGGUGCAGCCCGGACUUUAACCUGGAGGCCGUACGCAGGCAGUUUCCCCGUGUGCCUCUCUCCAAACACCAGACGGACCAAAUCCAGCCCAAGCUGCUCAUUAAACAAAUCUUCCGCCUCAUGGAAAAAUUCAGCAUUGAUCCUGGUUUGUGUGUGAAUGCUGUUUACAAGAGGAAACUCGACUCCCUGAGGUUUCUCAUGUACAAGAGGUUUGGAGAGAGAAGCAUGACGGAGGAGAACUGGAGGGACCACGUGCAGGCCACAGUGGAGGGAAGUGUGGACCUCCAGGUGGUAUUAGUGGAGCUGUUGGUGAAACACUGUGGUCUGAAGGGUGCGGCUCAGUGGGCCAAACACUUCGGUGUCCCGAGAGACAGACUUCCCCUGAGGGUGUGGGACACCAUGGAGACUCUCUCAGCCAGUCAGCUAAAGAUAAAUGAAGUGUGUUCUCCUCUGGACCAGUGGCUCACUCCUGCGUCUCAUCAGCUCCAGUUCUACCAGCUUCCUCUGGACCAGGAGCACGUCUUCAUGGUGGAGAACCUGGAACAGCUGCAGCUCUGCAAAGACGCCGUUCUACAGGCGGGGCAUGUGGUGGGCGUGGACAUGGAGUGGCGAGCCGGGUUCGGGACGGUGAGCACGCAGCACAUCUCCCUGAUCCAGCUGGCCCUGAAGGAGCGCGUGUUCCUGUUGGAUCUGUGUGCUCCGGGUGUCAGGCAUCACAGCCUGACCGUCAGCUUCAUCCGAGAGCUCCUCACCGAGCCCAGCGUCCUCAAACUGGGUUAUGGGAUGUCUGGAGAUUUAAGGAGUCUGGUAGCCACAUGGCCCGAGUUAAAGGAGGAACCGCUGGAGUUUAAGGGAGUUUUGGACCUGCUCCAUGUCCAUCAGCAGCUGCAGCGGUGCUGGAGAGGGAGCGCUGGGCCUCGGUUGGUGGAGGUGAACGAGGGCCCAGCGGAGAAAGGGUUAAGUCUGCUGGUGCAGCAGGUGCUGGGAAAACCGCUGGAUAAAACGGAACAGCUGUCCAACUGGGAACGUCGUCCACUUCGCACAGGACAGGUCCGCUAUGCAGCGAUAGACGCGUACUGUCUGGUGGAUGUGUAUCUGUCUCUCUCUGCGGAUUCGAAGGCCUUCGGCCUUCCUGAUAAUCUGCACUCCAUCAAGCCGAGUCCGUCGACCAAAAGUGGCUCAGACAAAAACACUAAAGAGAAGAGGAAGCAGACGGGCCGGAGGGCUCUUCAGAGCGCCAUCGGGGGCAUGGGCGAUCGGGACGAGUGUGUACGAGGGAACGGCGAGCGACACGGAGCCAUGACGCCUCAGGAGCUGCGGGUGGUGUGUGACAACAUGCUGCAGGGCCUGGGCAGGUACCUCCGCUGCGUCGGCGUCGACGUGCUCAUGCUGGAGAACACAGACGACCACAGAGUAGCAGCGCAGAUAGCUCGAAAAGAAGGUCGUAUCAUCCUCACAGCCGGUCAGCCAUUUCAAACCCUCCGGUCGCAGGUUGCAGAGGGUUGCUGUCUCACAUUGGACUGUUCGGAGAAGGCUCGGGACCAGGCCAUCCGCGUCCUCAAGCAUUUUAACAUCCACCUCACACCAUCUGACAUAUUCAGUCGAUGCCAGGCCUGUAAUAAUGACGAGUACCUGAAGCUGCCGAGAGAAGACAUGACUCGCAUGAUGAACGAACGAGGCCUGAUUCAGCACUCGGUGCCCAAACGGGACGACUGGGAGUCCGAGUGCGACGCUCAGGUGGACUCUAACCGCUGCAGGGCCCCGGAGGGCCCCGUCUUCGCCCCCCACAGCCGCUGGGCCCCUCGCUCGUCCCUCGACGCUCACUCCUUCAGGUUCAGCAGCGGAGCUGAGGUACAGCUGGAGACGGUUCCUCCCGGCCUGCUCACUCGCAUCCCAGAGUACUUCAUCUGCACACGCUGUGGGAAAGUGUUCUGGGAGGGAACACACUUCGACCGGGCGCUCGCUCAGUUCCAGGACGUCCUGAACCUCACAGACGAGGAGACGGCCGCCAGGAGGCACUGAGUCUGGGGGCGGGGGUGGGCACGCUGAAGCAUGAACUCGUGAAAAGUAACACCUAGAACCAGGAUUUUGUGAGUUCAAGUCCCAGUAUGGCCAAAGAAUAUAUCUAUAUAGGAUUAGUCUAAAUCAGGAUUUAACGCAAAGUGAAUUCAUCAGAUGGAAAAGCAGAUUCACUGAGGGGGAAAGGACGCUGAUGCGUUUGGGGUUGUCUGAGUGAACUUUGACCUCUUGGGUCAUGUUGGGAGUCGGUAGAAACCAGAAUGAAAUCGGGCAGGACUGUUUAAAUGAGUCAGUUAAAGAAAAGCAGGUAUAGCUGCUAAAUAUUACGUUUUCCUACUUUCCUACGACACACAUCUGGAAAAGAGAAGUAGCCGUGAAGUCUAAAGACGUCUGUUUUAUUCUAAACUUCUGUUGUUUUUUUCCCGUGUUGCAGCUCUGUAUUUAUUAGUUCAGUGCAAAUUACAGAACUGCACCUUACGCCUGACAACGUGACCAUGUGACCACGUCGGCGGAUCUCGGUAUAUUUCCAUCAUGUAUGUAAGGUGUAACUCUCCUCACUUUUGUUUUUAUAGGCUGGGUUUCUGUUUUCCGACCACACCAGCUCACGUGUGUAAUAAUCUCCGGGUGUGUCUCAGUCGUUCUGCAUGCACCGGAUCAUUACUGACGCCUCGUUAUUUUAUAAAACUGUUUUACAAUUGCUUUUUUUUUUUAUAUUCACAUGUGUUUUUUGUUACGCUUUGUUCGUAUGCAAUUAAAACACAGCUUUAUCUCUGAGUGA
This is a messenger RNA of Clarias gariepinus (North African catfish), 3582 nucleotides long. It is a transcript of the gene exd3, whose product is annotated as exonuclease 3'-5' domain containing 3. The record is from RefSeq and is a predicted model, not a curated record. Gene Ontology annotation, molecular function: 3'-5' exonuclease activity; nucleic acid binding. Bases 189 to 2807 code for a protein of 872 amino acids. Lineage: Eukaryota; Metazoa; Chordata; Actinopteri; Siluriformes; Clariidae. The transcript is spliced from 20 exons. Gene Ontology annotation, biological process: nucleobase-containing compound metabolic process.